Messenger RNA from Camelina sativa (false flax), 818 nucleotides. The record is from RefSeq and is a predicted model, not a curated record. NCBI's taxonomy places the organism in Eukaryota, Viridiplantae, Streptophyta, Magnoliopsida, Brassicales, Brassicaceae.
GACGUAGAGCAACUUCACUCACAAAGGUGUCAGUUACAUGCAUGGACAAUACUCUCUUCAGACAUAUGCGCCGUACACGUAGACUCUUUAUGCAGAAUCAGAGUCUUAACAAAAUUUCUCUAUGCCAAAUGCAUUUCUUCGACACGAAAGACAAACCGCCUCUUUACGCCGGUAUAGCCGCCGUAUCCCUUAUGAUCCUCACCGGUUUAACCUUCACCGGCAUGGCCGCGGCUCUAGCCGUAAUGAUGCCGGUUUUUGUGGUUCUUAGUCCGAUUCUCGUACCGGCAGUUAUCACUUCAAGUGUCUUGGCCACGGGUUUCUUAGCUUCUGGUAGCCUCGGAGCAUUCGGAAUCGCCCUCCUUGUCUGGCUCUACAAGUAUAUGCCAUUGAUGGAAGACAAGCUGUUGGGAGAGGAAGAUAAACCGCCGGGAAAAGAUAAGCCGCCACAAAUAGAGAAAUCGAGUGAAGGAUAUAAGCCGGCAGAAGAAGAUAAACCACUCGAAGGAGUUAAACAUGCGUCAAUCCCUGAGAUAUCAAAGGUUAUGGUGGUGGAGCAAAAACCACUUGUCCCCAAGUGUUACGGCCCAAGUACUUCUACUAAAAGGUCUCAUCAAUUUCGAUUCGCCAUGGAUGCUAAAAGAGCACGAUCUAUUUUUAUGAAAGAGUACCAAAAAGCUCCUCGUGUAGGAGCUUUUGCAUAUAAAUACUUUACCUCUCGUGACAAAAAGUACUUAAACCAUAUUCAUAUAUGACAUUUGGGAUGUUAUUGGUACCAACGUUUAUAUACUGAUUGAAAGAGUCGAAACGUAAAUUUAUCA